AUGGACUUUACAUUCCACAACGGAACCAAUGGCUCGUCGCCAUGGGUCGAAUUCUACCCCUACACCCCCUCGGCCACAGCAGGAUACGCCUUUAUGUCCGUAUUCGGCAUCGCAACAGUCGCGCACAUCAUCCUCAUGUUCCCAUACCGCGCAGCCUACUUCAUUCCCCUCAUCCUAGGAGGAAUCUGUCCGUCCCCCGUCCCAUCCCCAUCCUCCAAUGCCAAAUACACCGCUGACUCUGCAGGCGAAACCUUCGGCUACUACGGCCGCGCAUGGUCCCACCGAGAAGGCAGAACCGCAAUCGGCCCCUGGGCCCUCCAGGAGAUUCUCAUCCUCUGCGCACCCCCCUUCAUCGCCGCAAGCAUCUACAUGGUCCUCGGACGGAUCAUCCGCGCCUUCAACGCAGAGCACCACUCCAGCAUCCGGACCAAGUGGCUGACACCCAUCUUCGUCCUCAACGAUGUUAUCUGCUUCCUGACGCAGCUUGCUGGCGCAGGGGUGCAGGUUACCGGUGACCCGCACGUCAUGGCGAUUGGUAAGAAGGCUGUCCUGGUGGGAUUGGUCUUUGCGCUGGUGGUGUUCGGGGUGUUUGUUUGGGUGGCGGCGGCGUUUCAUCGGAGGUUGGAUGCGGAGCCGACGGCUGUGGUGAGGGAGUGUCCGCGGUUGGGGUGGAAGAGGUAUAUGUGGGCGAUUUAUGUCUCGUGUGGGAUGUUGAUGGUGAGGAAUCUGGUGAGGACGGUUCAGUUUGGGUCGCGGAAGGGGUCUGCACUGAACACGGAAGAGGCGUUUAUAUAUGUCUUUGAUGCGGCGUUGAUGGCUGGUUCAAUUUUGGUAUUGGUUGUUUGGCAUCCGGGGAGGUUGGUGCGGAGGGCUCAGAAGGCGACUAAGGCGAGUCAGAUGUGUGUGCAGAUGGAGGAUGCGCCUGAUAUCCCGUUGACGGGAUAUAGAGAGGUUUAG
Aspergillus fischeri NRRL 181 is the source of this 957-nucleotide messenger RNA. RefSeq names its product RTA1 domain-containing protein. The coding region runs from base 1 to 957 and encodes 318 amino acids. The transcript has a single exon. Lineage: Eukaryota; Fungi; Ascomycota; Eurotiomycetes; Eurotiales; Aspergillaceae. Gene Ontology annotation, cellular component: membrane. The record is from RefSeq and is a predicted model, not a curated record.